GUUUAUUUUUGUUUUGUUAAGUUGUAUGAGUUCCCUGUAAAUUUUGAAGAUGAAGCCCUUAACAGAGAUAACAUUGUCAAAUAUGUUCUCCCAUACAGUGGGCUUUCUUGUUGUUUUGUUGGGAUGGUUUCUUUUGCUGUGCAGAAGGUUUUUUAUUUUAAUGCAGUCCCAUUUGCCAGGUACCUGCUCCUGAUUGGGGAUUGAAUCCGAGACCCUUUUUGUGCAUGGUGUGUUCUAACCACUGAGUCACACUGGCCAGGGCCUUAAGUGAGGGGUGUGUGUGUUUGUGUGUGUAUGUUAAUGAAAAGUGCUUAGAACAGUGCCUGGUUUAUAAGCUUGGCUUCCCCUAAAAUGGAAGGAAGCUCUGAGAUUCCUUUGAACUAGAUGGGACUAGAUUGUAAGCCAGACGUGGCUGCAGUUAUUUUGCUGGACUGAGUUAUCAGUACGUCCCAUUUCCACCCCAUGGAAUGCAAGGCUGAUAACGUUUUAAGUGGAAAAGUACCAUUCCUAUGUUCUGACAGCUUUCCCAUCACGUUCCAAGUCUGUCAACUAACCAAGUAGAUAACAUUAACUGUAGAGAAUCAAGAGCACAGUAAUCUGUGUGCAUUUCAACGCCCGGAAACAUGCUCUUGUAUGAAAUGUUUGUCAUUGCAGAGAGUGAACAAAGCGUGUGGGGAAAGUGGUCCCAAAACAACACUUUUUUAAAAAAAAUUAACUAGAUAAUGAGACAUACACAAGACUGAGCUGAAUACUUCCUUGUUUCAUGGUAGAAAAGAAUUUAAGAAUAAAAAAAAUCAUGACUUUGACCUUCACUUGGCAAAGAGGCUGAGCUCAAACUUUGAUUCCAAAAGAAGUUUUCUUCCAGGGGGAACCUCGGAGCUGGGCGUCUGCAAUGAACGUGCUUUCCCGGGACGGACGGCGGGCUGCUCUCGGGGCUGAGGCAGAGGAGCUGGGCGGGAGGCCCUCGGUCCAGGGCUGAGAUCCGGGCCGAGAGAGGGAGGCGGAGGCAGGACAUGGAGGGAAAGGCCGGCGUCUUGGAGGGCGUGUGGCAGCGGAGGGCGCGGUGGUGCCAACUCCUCUCCUUUCGUCCCCACGGGCUCCGCUCCGGUCGGGGACCAUCAACCCCGAACGCGGGCCCUCCCUGCCCUUUACCUCUCGGGACACAACCCUCCCGACGCCUCGGCCCAGACCAGCGCCUCUCGCCCCGGUGCGCGGGUUGGGGCUUCGCCUGGCGACCGACGGAAGCGGAAGCAACGCGGGACGGACGGUGAUGCGCGUGCGCAGCCGAGCACGGAGCCGCCAUAUUUCCCGCGCGGAGGGUCUGCGUUGACCAGUCGGUUACGCGGACGGCGCGGCUGAUGGCGCUUGUGUCGCCGUCCAGCUCGUCGGAGGGCACCGCUGGCGCCCGGGGACGGCGACGCAGCCCCUCCAGGAGCAGACGCUCCGGCAGCCGCAGCGGGGAGGCCCUCAGGCCCUCGUGGGGUCCGGCGGGCACCCCUCCCCUCCGCGGCGGCCCCGGAUGCCGACAGCUGCCCCCCGGGCUCCCCAACUGCGCCUUCCCGUCCUCUCCCUCCACCUACGGAGACGGGCACCGCCACCAUCCCCACCACUAUGCGAGCGGCAGCGGCCAGCGGUGGGCGAGUGGCUGCGAGCUGCAGAGGGAGGAGGAGAAGGAGAAAGAGAAGGAGGAGAGCGCCCGGCAGAGGAGGCUGAGAGGGAGGGAGAGGAUCGGGGCGGCGGGAGCCCCGGAGGUGUGGGGGCUGUCCCCCAAGUACCCCGAGCCGGAUUCUGAUGAACACACCCCGUUUGACAAUGAAGAGGUAAACACUCAGAAGACCAACAGUUCAGAUUCUAUCUCUGAAGAAAAGAGGAAAAAGACCAGUCGUUCAAAAAACAAGAAAAGAAGAAAGAAAAAGUCCAAAAGGAAAUCCAAGAAAUAUAAUAGUGACAGUGCUUCAGACUCGGACACGAAUCCCAGCUCUGAUGAUGGGAAAAGGAGAGCCAAGAACAAAGAGAAGAGAAGGAAACACAGGAAAAUGAAGACUAACAGAAACCGCACUGACUCUGGCUAUAAGGAUUCAGAAGGGGAGUUUCGAGAAGAUACGCGGAUGCAUCACUCCAAUAUGGCAGAUACCAUGGAUCUAAUCGGUCCAGAAGCACCUAUAAUACUCACUUCUCAAGAAGAGAAACCUUUGAACUAUGGCCACGCUCUGCUCCCAGGGGAAGGUGCAGCUAUGGCCGAGUAUGUAAAAGCUGGAAAGCGUAUCCCACGAAGAGGUGAAAUUGGGUUGACAAGUGAAGAGAUUGCUUCCUUUGAGUGCUCAGGUUAUGUUAUGAGUGGUAGCAGGCAUCGCAGAAUGGAGGCUGUACGGCUGCGGAAAGAGAACCAGAUCUAUAGUGCGGAUGAAAAGAGAGCCCUUGCAUCCUUCAACCAAGAAGAGAGACGGAAGAGAGAGAAUAACAUUUUGGCCAGUUUUCGAGAGAUGGUGUACAGAAAGACAAAAGGGAGAGAUGACAAAUAGAGACUUUUGUUCUACAGGACUUUGAACAACAAUUUUAUAUAACCAAGUAGUAUUAAAAGGCUUUAUGGUGUUACUGUAUCUAUCUACUAUGUUAGUAGUUCCAAGGAGAAGCUGUUUUUUGAGAUCUUAGCAAUUUAUCCUUUAUGUUUAAUGUAAUAAUUAAUAUAUUCACAUAGUUUUUAAAAUAUUGAACUACAGGAGAGUCAGUAAAAUGCCUUUCACUCAAGUCCCUGAUCCUCCUCCCCAAAGACAUCUCUUUUUUGUGUCUUCUAUAUCUGCCCAUGAAUUCUUUGUACAUAUAGGUAUAUUGCUUCAUUCUGGUUGCAUUUAACAGACUGUUUAAAAGAAAUAGAGAUUUACUGGCAUCUAAUAAAAGUGCAGCAGGAGGAUGGGUUUCCUGUGUGGCUGUAAUGGGACUACAGCUUCUUUCCUCUUAAUUCUUUAUGGGUCAUUAUCCUCUUCAAGCUGGUUUCUCUCAAAUAAGGUCUGCCAAAGCCCCUAAGUUAGGUUAUGUAUUUCCUAGUCCACCAGUAAAGAAAGAACAUUUGUCUUGCAUUGCAAACAAUCCUGAAGUUCAGCCGAAUUGGAAUAGCUUUGGUCACAUGCCCAGCCUCAUUAAAAAAUGUUGCUGCCCAUGGAAAUAGUAUGGCUUACUCCUGGAUCUAUAGGUGUGGUCACCUUAUGGGUUACAUAGGAAAGGAAGGAUACCGGAAUGAAAAUCAGGGUAAUAUUGGGAAUUGGAGAUAGGUAAGCAAUAAAUUCCCACAUAAGUUUUGAAAGAUUUAUUAAAAGCAGAAUAGAGAAUACAUGUGCUGAAUGCCAAAUGUUGAUGAAAAGGUUGGCCUUGACUGAUAAGCCAGAUAUAUGAUUGAAGGGGGCAAAAGGGAUUAUCCAUAAAAAUAGAUAUGGAAGAGAAAAGAUGAAGAUCCAGAGUGCGUCAAUCUUCCAAAGAGUAGAUUAAGUGCCACCUAGAGUAGGAAGAGAACGAAAAAAAAAAGAAGGUAUAAAGCAGAGGCAGUUGGUAGAGCUCAUGAAAAGGAGCCCAGUCCAGGAGGAAAAACCACAUGGAUAAGACAGCAUUGAGAUGCUGACUAGCACCAUUGUUGUAGAAGACUUUAGAAUGAGUUUCAUUUAUAGUGUAUGAUAAGGUCAUUGUUGUCAUCCAGUGUCAUUUGCCUAAACCCGGAGCUGUCAUUUGGCUAACCAACUUUGCAAAGCUCAAGAGACCCUUGUAAGCCUCAUAGAGCUGAAGAUGUGGGGGUGGUUUGGAAUCUGUCAAGGCAGAGCUAUAUGGAAGGGCAGCACCUUUACCCCAGGGUUUGACGUAAUUGGCACUGGACCACACUAGCUUUAGAUUUUCCCCAGAGAUAUUUGGGGAACACUGGUGAAAGACACCUUGUUACAUAUGUAUAUCUCCUUUCUUAGAAACAAACCAUACUGCACUAUACACAUGGAUCUACACCUGGCAUUUUUCACUUAAUGCAUGUAGGAGAUGUUUUAUAUUAAUGUAUGUAAAUCAACCUCAUUUUAAAAAAUGAUUUCAUAGUAUUCUAUUGUAUGGAAGAACCAUAUUUUGUUGGGUAUUUGUUUUCUAUAUUUUUGGAUUACAUGAUACUUUAGCAAAAAUCUUUGUGUAUGUAUGAGUGUGUUAUUGGUAGUAUAUUCGUCUAGAAAUAAACUUAUUGGGUCAAAAAGAAUUCUUUCCCAGGUCAUACUGCUUGCAAGUGACAGGGCUGGAUCUGCUCAUUUACAGAAAUGGAUCUCCUUGUUCUCCUCAGCCUCCAGCUGUUCCUUCUCUCCUCUCUUCCAUACACUAGGAGUUUUCCAGGGUUCCAGCCACAGCUGACUACUGCACUACCCUGAAUUUGCCAGGCUUUCCCCAACACGUCUGUGCUCCACCUUUGCUCUGUAUGAAAAAUCUUUUCUCUAUUUUCUUGUCAGCCCUAAUUUAAAUUUUUUUUAAGACCCAGAGGAAGCAGAAUCUUAGAGUAAAUUUUUUGGA
Myotis myotis is the source of this 4524-nucleotide messenger RNA. Its product is annotated as NKAP-like protein. Gene Ontology annotation, cellular component: nucleus. The transcript has a single exon. Gene Ontology annotation, biological process: regulation of gene expression. The record is from RefSeq and is a predicted model, not a curated record. The coding region runs from base 1359 to 2522 and encodes 387 amino acids. Gene Ontology annotation, molecular function: chromatin binding. NCBI's taxonomy places the organism in Eukaryota, Metazoa, Chordata, Mammalia, Chiroptera, Vespertilionidae.